Gamsiella multidivaricata is the source of this 2114-nucleotide messenger RNA. Its product is annotated as PXA domain-containing protein. NCBI's taxonomy places the organism in Eukaryota, Fungi, Mortierellomycota, Mortierellomycetes, Mortierellales, Mortierellaceae. Gene Ontology annotation, cellular component: intracellular membrane-bounded organelle. Gene Ontology annotation, molecular function: phosphatidylinositol binding. Bases 6 to 1940 code for a protein of 644 amino acids. The transcript is spliced from 5 exons. The record is from RefSeq and is a predicted model, not a curated record.
CGUCCAUGCCAUCAACGAUGCAGCGGCAGCAACAGCAACAGCAGCAUCUGCCAUCACCACGUAGGAGCAAACACUCGCGCCAAACCAGUCAUUUACCAGGAGCAGCGCCAUAUCUUCGCAUUCUUUUUCCUCGACACAUUCAGUUGCGAGAGCCGGUGCCACAGCUCCUAAAUCAGCCCCACCCAGACCUUGACGCUGAGGCCUAUCACUUCUUGGCCUUACUCGUCCGCGACUUUAUCCAGACCUGGUACUCAAGCUUUUCCUCGGACCCACAGUUUGUCACGUCAAUUGUCAACGUGAUUAUCGAUGCCGCACGCAAACUGGAACAUAGAUGUCAGGAGGUUGAUUGGGUCGAGCUACUGCUGCAGGAAGUCCCGGAAGUGCUAAAGAGGCAUUACAUCGAUUACCGCCAGGCUGUUCAAAAGCUGGAGACCGCCUACGCGCCCAACCAAACCAUCGAGACCAUUUUUCACGGAUUGCAACCUCAUUUUGCGCUCCAGGAUGGCGAAGAAUCCGAAAAGGAAUACUUACGGCAGCUUGCAGACGAACUUUUGCGGGUAUUACUCCCUGCUGCAGAGUAUCAAUCGGAUUGCGUGCGAUGGCUCGUUCGUGAGAUCUUGAGUUGUCUCGUCCUUCGGAGCCUAGUGGAGAUCCUGACGGAGCCGGACAUGAUUAAUUACAUUGUCAAUACUCUGCUAGUAGAUUUUGAGCCGACGGACGAAAAAUACGAAGAGUUUUUGAGAAAAGCAGCGGACAAAAUGGAUACUUCUGACGACAACUUUACGGCGUUCCUUGCCAGUCUGGAGACAUAUAAGGGAGGCUCUAGGAUCGUAACACAUCGAUCAUCUACACCCAACAUUCAAACAACAGAUGAAAUCGUCACCAUGCUGCAGGACGCCCAGUCGUCAAUUCUGGGAACGCCUUCACAAAAAAAACAAGCACAAUCUUCAUUAGCGAGACCCGAGAGGAACGACGAAUUACUUACCCAGCGUAUAUCGGGAACAACAGAUUACAGCAGCCGAACAUCAUCGCCUAUUAAUACCAAUCCGUUGAACUGGAAUGAAACUGCUCCAACGCAAUACGUUCCUUCGAUGGAACCACCUCUUCAAAUUCCUAUCAAGAGUAAAAGGGAAAUCCAUUUUGGGCACAGUCGCACUCAGGAUGAUGCGUCCAGUUCAAGGACGAUGGUAUCCACAAAUAUAUCCGCUACAUCCUCUCGAUUGCAGCGGCCCCAUAGCAGCCCAAGGACUACAUCCAAAAUACGCUCCAGCACGAUCUGGGCUGUCACCGAGGCGCCGAAGAUAUAUACAACAUACGUGAUCAACUCCGUUCUCAUCCCCUUUGGCGCCAUGCUCGUGGUAUUUCUGAACUUUAUGAUGUCGCUGCCAGACAAAAUCAGCCAAGUCUCGCAGGCAAUGGUCUGGAUCUAUGCAGAACUGGAGGCGCCUGAGCACACGGAACUCGAGAUGGGGAUUUUCAACUUAUUGAACGAGAUUCUGUAUCUAGAAGAGCGGAACCCGGUCAUAUGGAGACAGUGGCAGAUCAUGGGCUGGCCACUCGUUCGAACUCUGGGAGGAGGAGCCAUCGAUCGGCUGUUGGCACAUGGUGUCUACUGGAUAUUCGCUGAACCGCGCCUAGUCAUAUACAUACAAGCAGGUCGACGCGCGCUAUGGCCCGACCCAAACUCGUCUCUUCCACGGCCACGGGGUGUAGACGAGAUGAAGAAAGCGCGCAAGGAAGCCGAGCGACGGAUUUUGAGAACUAUCCCUGCACCUCUUCGCGACACAUUCUUUGGCGACGAUGGCGUUCAUCAUCUCGUGGCAGCGCGGGAGGCCUUGGAGCCGUUCCAAAACAAGAUGUGUAACAAGCAUCUAAUUUACAUUGCGCUCGACCUUUUUCUCUCCAAGGUCGUGCCUGAAAUAUACCCUGAACGGCCGUAGCCAACACAAAGCUCUUAAGUAAAACACACGUUUCACUUUGAUGAGCUUAGUUAGAUUAAGGUUUUUGUAACUGCAGAUGACCGACAGUUCUUCACCCUGCCGGUGAAGAAAGUAAACCACCAAAGCCAAGUAAAUUAAAAAGCUGAAGACGCUACAGAGCUGCACGCAUCGGGA